Anarrhichthys ocellatus (wolf-eel) is the source of this 3734-nucleotide messenger RNA. RefSeq names its product potassium inwardly rectifying channel subfamily J member 10a (gene kcnj10a). Gene Ontology annotation, molecular function: inward rectifier potassium channel activity. The record is from RefSeq and is a predicted model, not a curated record. Gene Ontology annotation, cellular component: plasma membrane. The coding region runs from base 741 to 2045 and encodes 434 amino acids. Lineage: Eukaryota; Metazoa; Chordata; Actinopteri; Perciformes; Anarhichadidae. The transcript has 6 exons. Gene Ontology annotation, biological process: regulation of monoatomic ion transmembrane transport; potassium ion import across plasma membrane.
AACAUUUACACGAGAAAGUUGACAAAGGCUGCAACAGCGGAGGAGGCCUUCGCAAACAAAGAGGCCCAUUUAUAGAGUACAGUGAGGGAGAGACACGGGGAGGGAGGGUAUGAGGAGAAGCUGGGAGGAGAGUUGAAUUAAUGAAUUAAAAAUGUCGUGAUACAGCGGCUGUCUGAAGACUUUUGGGUUUAUAUAGAGAGGCAUGCAGGGGGGGUCCUGGAGGAGUGGACAGCACAGGCUACUUCCCUCUGCCCGGGACACACGGGGCUUCCAGCUUCACAUGCAGGACGGAGAGCGAACUGUGCUCAUCUGAUUACAUAAUGACCCAGUAACAGUGAGCCAGAACCGGCACCGCCAGUACCAGUGUGCUGGGAGACACCGACUCACCGCCGGUUUAUCCUCACCCGGGCCUCUCUUUUUGCUAUUUCAUGUUUUUUUUCAAAGAGUUUGUUUUUGCAAUUCUAUUUCUUAAAAUGUAUAGGAUGACAACGACGUAGAGGGACCGCAAAAAGAACACAAACAAUGUGAUGUCAACGUGAGAGGUGCUGUGAAAAGAAACAUGCUCGGGCUGUCAACAAGUGCGUGUCGUUCAAAACCGUGAACUUCUCUCCUCUUGUUUUCAACCUUCUUCCCUCCACGACAGAUCGAACUGUGCGCUGUCUGUCUUUUUCACAUGUCUGCUGGACAGUGAAACUAAAUCCAAGUGAACUUCUGUUCCAAGUCAACAGAAAGCACCGGCCAUGACCUCAGCCACUCAGCCCUCCUCUGAAGGCUCCUCUCCUCAGAAAGUGUGCCACUCCCAGACGCAGACUGACAUCACCAAGCCCCUGCUGGGCUCCACAGGUGGGACCGGAGGUGCUGGUGCAGGUGGAGCAGGAACGGGAGCUGCAGGGCCCUGCGCUCUGCGAAGGAGGCGCCGCGUCCUCUCGAAAGACGGGCGAAGUAAUGUACGCAUCGAGCAUGUAAGCGGGCGAGGGGCGUUGUACCUCCGAGACCUCUGGACGACUUUCCUAGACAUGCAGUGGCGCUACAAGUUCUUCCUCUUCUCCGCCACCUUCGCUGGGACCUGGUUCGUGUUCGGAGUGCUUUGGUACCUGGUGGCAUUGGUGCAUGGAGAUCUCCUGGAGUUUGACCCCCCCUCCAACCAUACUCCAUGCGUAAUGGAGGUGAAGACCCUGACGGGAGCCUUCCUCUUCUCUCUGGAGUCUCAGACCACAAUUGGCUACGGCUUCCGGUGCAUCACCGAGGAGUGUCCCGGCGCCAUUGUCCUGCUCAUCUUUCAGCUGGUCAUCACCAUGGUGAUGGAGAUCUUCAUCACCGGCACUUUCCUUGCAAAGGUCGCUCGUCCCAAGAAGAGAGGCGAGACAGUGAAGUUUAGUCAACACGCUGUCGUGUCAACUCACGAGGGUCGGCCCUGCCUCAUGAUCCGAGUGGCCAACAUGCGCAAAAGCCUGCUGUUAGGAUGCCAGGUGACGGGGAAGUUGCUUCAGACGUCGCUGACCAAGGAGGGCGAGACGGUGCGGCUGGACCAGCGCAACGUGCCCUUCCAGGUGGACACAUCCAGCGACAGCCCCUUCCUCAUCAUCCCCCUGACUUUCUACCACAUCAUCGACGACAACAGCCCCCUCAGGGCCUGGGCAGCAAAAGGUGGUGGCUGGACAGACCCGGAAGUGGCUGACUUUGAGCUGCUAGUGAUCAUGAGCGCCACGGUUGAGCCGACCUCCGCCACCUGUCAGGUCCGAACAUCCUACCUUCCGGAUGAGAUUCUCUGGGGCUACGAGUUCCCCCCCGUCGUCUCCCUGUCCCCCUCCGGGAAAUAUGUGGCCGAUUUCACCUUCUUUGACAAAGUGGCCAAAACUAAAACCCCACCGCUCUUCAAGCAGGCCUUGCCACCGAGCCCGCCGUCGCAGGCGUCUCGUGGCCACAGAGGCAAGGAGGCUGGGAUGGACCCAGAGAAGAUGCGACUGGAGGAGAACUACAGGGGGGAGGAGAAGGGGCGAGAAAGGGGGCGCAGCCCUCACAGUGUGCGUAUUAGUAAUGUCUGAGGUAAAAGAGAAGUAACAGGAAGUGGUAACGGAAAGCUGAUGUGAAAGUCAUACAAGAUAUAAGCAGGAAGAAAAGAAACAAGCUGCUCACAAAAAACACCUCCCCCACUUGUACGCAAAACCCUCAGCCUGCGGAUAUGAGAGAGAGACACCUGGAACCACAAGACUGUGGGCUAUAUACUGUAGGCCUACUGAACUGUAUCACUUCAAAGGGAGCAAGUUACAAACCCAACAUGUACAAAUGUACAGCAAGUCGUCCGUAGAGACACAUCUUAUCGGGUCAUAUAUGUCUAUGAUUUAGCCCUAUAGGGUUUUUAGUAAUAACAAAAUCUAAUUCCAAUAGAAAUCAACCUAUUUCAAGACUUUUCUAGUAACGAACUUUUCCUUCAACCUAGAAGGAAUACGAAAAGUUAACCUGAUUUCAGAAAUGGAAAAAGUUGAUUUCUAUUUCUGUUAUAAGAAAAUAAGAACUCAACUACAGAAAAAUUGACUUGAUACGAUUUUUUUUCAGUGUAGUUAAACGUCUGAACGUCUAGCUAAUCACUGAAUCACAGUACUGUGUUUUUUUUUUUUUGCUUUUUUUUUAAAUUAACAAAAUACCUGCAAAAGGUGGCGAGAAAACUGGAACCACAUUAUAUUUUUAAUGAGGGAUUUUAUAAUAUUUUAUGCACCCAAUAGUCUUUAACAGCAUCAUUACUUGUUGCACCUGCAAAAUAUUCAGCUCUUUCAUAUGAAUGUCUUUUCUUGUUUAUUGGGGGAAAAUAUAUUUAGUAAUAUUACUAAAAGCACUUUAACUUGACAGAAACGUGGCAUUUCACACAAGGGGAAUAACUGAACUAACUCUUAUACUUAAUGCACUCUAAUAAAUGAUUACAUCUUGUGAUUAUGUUUGUGAGUGUGAGUGUGAGUGUGCGUUGUUAUGCCUGAAAAUGAGUUAAAUCGUGUUUGUAUGAGCCUUUUUGUGAACUCUCUUAUGUACAGCAUGUGUGUGAUAAUGUACCUCUGUACAGUGUAUAAAAAUAUGUUUUUCCGAUAUUGUUCAUAACUGUACGUCCUGGCAUUUGAUACACCACUCUGCAUUUUCAACAUCCCAUAUCGUCGAUGCACAAUGUUAUUUCUUUUAAGUACAGUGUUCCCGUCUUUUUACUGCCGUCAGUUCCUCCAAACAUUGGUUAUGAAAGUGCCAAUGUGUGUCUAAUCAACAGCCUUUUUGUAUUGGAUAAGUACAUACAUUUGGAUAAAAAUUAUAUUUUUCUCCUUUUAUUCUAUAUUGAAAUGGCGACAGACGCAUCAAAAUGAAAUCAAAUAGUGGAACUUGUUCCUUGAGGACAAAAAAUGAGACAAAGAUUAGGAAGACCUUUUUCUAUUCUUAAAAUUGUUUUUGUUUGAAUGGCCAACGACGCAUGUUAUUAAAACCAGUAAUAUGCAUCAUGAUCUGUGAUAAAUGUGUGCUCUUGGUGGAGAUUAAGUGUUCAAAAUGAAAUCAUCUGCUGCUCCAGACGAGCCCAAUGGAAACUAUUGAAAAUAACUGAACAUAUUUCAGAAUCAAUGUGUGCUGAGAGGUUGUGCGUGUUUAUACUGUAAAGCCUUCUGUAUACUGUAUGUGGAUCACUCACUUUGGUCUAACUUGAUAAGUAAGCACUUUCUAAGUGGCUGUUUUAAUAAAUGUAGCCUGUCAUUUACAACAUG